GUGGAGCUGGAUGUUCUCACUGGUAACUAUCUGAUCAAUCGUGUGGAUCUGCUCGAGGAUACUGGCGAGAGCUUGAAUCCAAAUGUGGAUAUUGGCCAGAUCGAGGGUGCCUUUAUGAUGGGACUUGGUUAUUGGAUCAGCGAGCAGAUCGUGGUCAAUAAGGAGACAGGCGAGUGCUUGACAAAUCGCACUUGGAACUACAAGCCGCCCGGUGCCAAGGAUAUACCCAUUGAUCUGCGCAUCGAACUGCUUCCCAAGAGCCCCAACAAGGCGGGCUUCAUGCGCUCAAAGGCUACUGGAGAGCCUGCCAUUUGCCUGGCCAUUGCCGUGGCUUUUGCCCUGCAGCAGGCGCUGCAAUCGGCACGCGAUGAUGCCGGCCUGCCCAAGACGUGGAUUACGCUGAAUGCGCCCAUGACGCCAGAGCUGCUGGUUCUAUACGCGGGCACCGAACCUUCUCAGCUCAGACUGAGCUAAGGUCAUGCCUCAACGAACUCGUCCCAACUUUUUAUUAGGGAAGACCUAUACAAAGACGGCGCGUGAGAAGCGGCACGUGGCGAUGGGAACGCGCCGAUAAGCACGAGCUUUAUAUAUAGAAAUAGAUAA
Messenger RNA from Drosophila navojoa, 603 nucleotides. RefSeq lists its product as uncharacterized. The record is from RefSeq and is a predicted model, not a curated record. Gene Ontology annotation, molecular function: oxidoreductase activity; iron ion binding; FAD binding. Lineage: Eukaryota; Metazoa; Arthropoda; Insecta; Diptera; Drosophilidae.